AUGUCGUAUACUGGCUCAGGUGGUGGAGGAGAUGAGCUCUGUAUAACCAUCGGUGGCGACGAGGGAGGCUGGCCAGAAUGCGCUGACUUCUUAGGCACUGGCGGAGCCCUCUUCUUCUUCGUAACACCUGCCCUAGAUGGCGUUUUCUGCGUAGUUUUUAGGGCACUCUUUGCAGGCAGCUUGAGCUUCAGUUUCGUAACUCGGGUGGAUGGAGAUGGCGGAGGAGAUACGCGGGCGGCAGCGGCUCGAGUAGACGUCGUACGGGUGCAUUUUGGAGCCAUCUGCAACACCAUAAGUAGCUUCAAGUUUGACCUAGUUCUAGUAGAUAUCCUCUCUGGCUUCAAAGCCUGCAGCCUCUAUCCUUUCCAGCCUGACAUCAUCCUCGAUCGUUUCAGCAACCCUGAGGCUGAGAGACCUUCAUCUAGUGAGAGCUCAAGGUCAGUCCUCAUAGCUGAGGAUUGGAGGAAGGUUUCUAAGAUCCUGAGAGCAGUAGUUGACGAUGUGUAUAAUUCUAAGGCCCAGCAGCUCUCACAGACGAUCCACUCGCUAUCGACCCAGAAUAUACUGUUGAAAUUGGAGGUUCAAGGCCUGAAGAAAGUGCUAGUUAAUGAGAAGAAGUGGCAGCAGCGAGGCAAAGUGCUCCAGCUUGAACUACCUCCAAAUCAGGAUGGUGGUGCGAUCUUUUGGAGCCCAAACAAGGUGCAGAUAGCACCUAGGGCAGAGAGACUCCAAAAACAGGAGGAUAUCCAGCGCAGGGCAAUUGAGAAAGCUGAGAAGCAACAGGCUUUGGAGGAGAGGCGUCGUAUGAAGGCUACUACAAAGAAGAUUCGGCUUCAAGAGCAGGCACGGAGACAGCAGGAAAAGGAGGACAGCAGACAUGACCGGCUUGCUGCUGCGCAGCUCCAAAAGGACAUCCAGUCUGCUAAGCAGGCUCAAAAAGCAAGGAAACAGUAG
Molecule: messenger RNA, 954 nt
Organism: Westerdykella ornata
Lineage: Eukaryota; Fungi; Ascomycota; Dothideomycetes; Pleosporales; Sporormiaceae
Exons: 5
Coding region: 1-954 (317 amino acids)
Source: RefSeq, a predicted model, not a curated record